CGGCUUGAGAAACCUUCGAGGUUUUGAGGAGACAUCUCAACUGGCAGUCACAGCGCGCGCCGGGAGCCUCCGGAUCCGCCGCUUCCAUCACCGGCGUCACCAUGGGAGCUGUGCUGGGCGUCUGCUCCCUGGCCAGCUGGGUCCCAUGCCUUUGUGGUGGUGCAUCAUGUCUGCUAUGCGGUUGCUGUCCCAACAGUAAGAAUUCCACUGUGACUCGCCUCAUUUAUGCUUCUAUUCUCAUCCUUGGCACUGUUGUAUCCUGCAUCAUGCAAACGGAAGGGGUAAAAAAUCAGCUGAAGAAGAUUCCAGGAUUCUGUGAAGGGGGAUUUAAAAUCAAGGUGGUUGAUAUAAAGGCUGAUAAAGAUUGUGAUGUGCAGGUUGGUUUUAAAGCUGCAUAUCGGAUCAGCUUUGCCUUGGCCAUCUUUUUCUUUGCCUUUUGUCUACUCAUGUUAAAAGUAAAAACGAGCAAAGACCCCAGAGCAGCAAUACACAAUGGGUUUUGGUUCUUCAAAAUUGCUGCCAUUGUUGGUAUCAUGGUUGGAUCUUUCUACAUUCCUGGGGGUUAUUUCACUACAGUCUGGUUUGUUAUUGGCAUGCUUGGGGCCUUUAUCUUCAUUCUUAUCCAGCUGGUGCUGUUGGUAGACAUGGCUCACUCUGUGAAUGAAUCAUGGGUGAAUCGAAUGGAAGAAGGAAACCCAAGGUGCUGGUAUGCUGUUUUACUAUCUGUCACAAGCAUCCUGUAUACCUCUUCAAUAAUCUGUGUCAGUUUGCUCUAUAUAUACUACACCAAACCAGAUGGCUGCACAGAGAACAAGUUCUUUAUCAGUAUUAAUCUGAUCCUUUGUGUUGUGGUUUCUAUUAUAUCCAUCCAUCCAAAAAUUCAGGAACACCACCCUCGUUCUGGCCUCCUGCAGUCCUCCAUCAUCACACUCUACACCGUAUACCUUACAUGGUCAGCUCUGACCAAUGAGCCUGAUCAAUCCUGCAACCCAGGCCUGUGGAGCAUCAUUACACACCUGACUGCACCAACCUUGGCUCCUGCAAAUUCAACUGCUCUGGUCCCUACCUCUGCUCCACCAACGCAGAGUGGGCAUCUUCUGGAGAAUGGGAAUUUUAUUGGGCUGUUAACCUUUGUUCUCUGCCUUGUGUAUUCUAGCUUCCGCACUUCUACCAAUAGCCAGGUAAGUAAGCUGACCCUGUCAGGAAGUGAAAGUGUGAUCCUCCGUGAAACAUCUACCAAUGGUGCCAGCGAUGAAGAAGAGGGACAGCCCCGGCGGGCCAUGGACAACGAGAAAGAGGGCGUUCAGUAUAGCUACGCCAUGUUCCACCUGAUGCUCUGCCUGGCUUCCUUGUACAUCAUGAUGACCGUGACUGGCUGGUACAGCCCUGAUGCAGAGUUCCAGAAUGUUACCAGCAAGUGGCCAGCUGUGUGGGUCAAGAUCAGCUCCAGCUGGGUCUGCCUCCUCCUUUACGCCUGGACCCUUGUGGCUCCAGUUGUCCUCACCAAUCGAGACUUCAGCUGAACCUGAGUGCCCGGGACACCACAUAAAGGUUCCCUUUGCGGAAAGCCCCUUUACUUUUGCUUCAACUAAAAUAUUAAGUGAAUGCUUUGCAAAGUUGACUAUAUCCAAGUGUAUAGCCCAAGGCAAGAUUGAAUUAUGAUUGAUACAGGAUCUGAAUUUUUUAUUUACAUGUACAUUGUUUAUUUUUAAGGAUAUAUAGUGCAAAGGGAACUUUUUGCCUUGUAAAGCUAACUACAGCUGUGCUGUGAAGAGAGUUCUUUAUUAAGACCUGUAGGUUCCUACAACUUUGAUUUAAAAUAGAAAAAUAUUGGAUAUUUGAGGCCAUUGUUAAUAUAUUUCUAUUGCAAUAUCCUUAAAGAGCAGGGAAAAAAAGUAAUAAUGUACUUCUAUGACAGUUUUCCUCUGUGAAAGUCUUUACUUGUUGAUACAAGCAUUCUGUUCAGUCUGUAAACUCUUACGAGGAAUAGCAUCAUAGCAAUUGGGCGAAGGAGUAUGUGUGGCGUCCUUCCCCAGAAGAGGGGCUGCUGAUAGGGCUGCUGCUUCUGCAUCUUGAGACUUCGUGUUUUUUAUACUACAGCAUUGACACUGCUCGAUUCAAGUAUGUGGCUUUGCCAGAACAUUAAUUUCAAUAAAUGCUUUGUAGGUUUGGUUAAAAAUGAGAACUCACUUAGGAAAAAACUGCAACUUUAGUCUAUGUAAUUAUUUUGUUAUGAGUACGUAAAAGUAAAAUGCAUGUGAAUUUACUAUAUUUGCACUAUAAGGUAUUUGAUUAAAAUAGACUUACACUUGGAAGGCCCUUUAACAGCUUUUAUGAAUUAGCAGCCAUUCUAUAUUUUUUAGACUUAUAUAGGCAGUCAAUUAUCAGCAGAAUGCAUCUAUUCCUUCUAAAACUUAAGGGCUGGUGAGUAAAGUCUUGGAACUCAUUCCCAAAAGUGUACCAAUAAAUACCUUCUCUGGGUAAGACGCGGGGGUAGGUGAUAGGCGGGGGCAGGGACUGGUGGGAACCCUCCAGGAGAGGGAGCAGGCAAGGAGAUAGAGGUCUGUUCUUUUAGCCAAGAUUUACUGUCUGUUCUUUCCCAGCCCAUCAGGUUCUGGGAUACAGCUUUAAGAAUGACAGACACUUGACUGGUACAAUGUGGUGUGAUUAGUCCUGUGACUUAGGAAUUGCAAAGGUGCCCAGGUGGGGGUGUCAUGGUAGGCUUCCUGGAAAAAGGGAUGUCUAAGCCAAGAAUUGGUAGGAGUUAGCUAAGAGAUGGGAAGUGGGACGACAGUGCUGGAAAGUAGACAAGUCUGCAUGUUAAAGGCAGGGAGAUUGGUAAAGACUUGUUUAGUAAAGCUGGACUGGGGAGAAAUGGGCAGGGACUGGGUUAGGAAGGGCUUUGUAAACCACACUAAAGAGUUUGGACCUUACGUUGAGGGCAGUGGGGAGCAUAUUCAUAGUGGCAUGAAUAAAUUGUGUCUUCAUUCACUGUACAUAUAGAGAAUGGGUUUAGAGAGAGAAGACCAGGGUAGUCCAUGUAAGAUUUGAAACAGAGAAGUAAACAUAAGGAUGGAGAGAAAUUGACAGCUCAGAGCUGCUUAGUAAUUAAAAUUUAAAAAUGGGCAGGUGAUUAGAUAUGGGGGAGAAGUAAUUCCUGAGUGACUCUGGUUUAAUCACUUGGGUCAGUGGUGGUUCGAUAUGUAUGGUGAGGGGCAGGAAGAGGGACAAGGUGUGUUAGAAGGAUGGAGGUGUGGUCCCUAAGGAAUGGCUAAGAGCAUAUGCUUGGAAGUCCGACUGGGUUUGCAUCAGUUUUGCCAUUUUCUACUAAGCUUUAUGACCCUGGGUGAUAACUACCUGUCUGAGCCUCAUUGUUUUCUUUGUUUGAACAAAAGAUAGUACCUAGUACAUAAGAUUGUUUAGAGAGUAAAGCUAUUUUGUCAAGUGCUUAACCCAUCUUAAGCACUCUGGUAGUAGCUGGUAACCUGAAUAUGGGCUAAAAAGCAACUGGACAAUAUUCAGAGUCAUAGAUUUUCAGCCAAAAUCUAGUGCAGGCUAGAAUGAGGUAUUCUUACAGAAUUAAACAUAGAGAACAUAGAGGGCACAAUCUCAGUUGGGGUGCAGGUGUGGGGGGUAGGGAAGCAGGGCUUGAUAAUAGGAAUUGUUGGAACUACCAUCUUUUAAACCAAUGGUUAAUGUUGGGGUACAGAGAAAAGGUAAAGGAUUUGGGGGGGCAGAUAGGGCAGGUUUAGCCCUUUUCCAGUAACGCAGAUACCCCACUUUCCUUAACAGCAGGACCACCCAGAUUAAACCCAUUAAAGGUCCUAAACUUCAGAAACAUGUACACCCCUUCCCCACCUUAUAUAAUUCAAAAUAAAAGCAAUACUAAACUGUAAAAUAGGUUUCAUAAGAUCCAAUAAAGUUUUUAAAUUUUUUCUUA
Messenger RNA from Eptesicus fuscus (big brown bat), 3940 nucleotides. It is a transcript of the gene SERINC3, whose product is annotated as serine incorporator 3. The record is from RefSeq and is a predicted model, not a curated record. Gene Ontology annotation, cellular component: membrane. NCBI's taxonomy places the organism in Eukaryota, Metazoa, Chordata, Mammalia, Chiroptera, Vespertilionidae. The transcript is spliced from 10 exons. The coding region runs from base 102 to 1523 and encodes 473 amino acids.